GUAUAGCUGGGAUGCUCUACAGCCUUGAACCUUCUCUGAAGAUUAAGCUGACUCCUGAUUAUAUCAAAAGUAUCAUUAUGGAUACGGCCACCAAAGGUGUCAAGGACAGUAAAGGGGUAAAGACUCUCUCAUUCGGCCGCGUGAAUGCUGCGGCGGCUGUUAAUAAGAGUGACUUGAAAGAGUGA
Perkinsus marinus ATCC 50983 is the source of this 185-nucleotide messenger RNA. RefSeq lists its product as hypothetical. Lineage: Eukaryota; Perkinsozoa; Perkinsida; Perkinsidae. Gene Ontology annotation, molecular function: serine-type endopeptidase activity. The transcript has a single exon. The annotation marks the transcript as partial. Gene Ontology annotation, biological process: proteolysis. The record is from RefSeq and is a predicted model, not a curated record.